This is a messenger RNA of Chelonus insularis, 3659 nucleotides long. RefSeq names its product ecotropic viral integration site 5 (gene Evi5). The record is from RefSeq and is a predicted model, not a curated record. The coding region runs from base 676 to 3159 and encodes 827 amino acids. The transcript is spliced from 9 exons. NCBI's taxonomy places the organism in Eukaryota, Metazoa, Arthropoda, Insecta, Hymenoptera, Braconidae.
UGAUAUAUUGAUCUCUCUACAGAUGUUUUUGGUCACGUACAAGAUAAAUUUUACAUUACGAAAGAUCUAACUUCAAUAUGGCGACUGCUUGUCAGUCACAUUCCAGAGUUGGAAACGUUGGAAAGGUAUCUUCCCCCUUCCACUCUUUUUACAUAUACGUUAUACUUACCUUCCUAUUACAUUAUCAAACGGAAGAAAGAGAUAGUAAUAUAAUUAGUCAAAACAUCCAUUAAAUAGUAUCAAUAAAUUUAUAAAUUUAUCAACUUUAUACAAUAAUUGAAAAAGUUAUAAAGUCAUUAACAAACGUUUUUAUUGUUGCCUUAUUUGUAAAAAAAAGUUUAUUUCUAGUGUAACGUUAUUUUACAGUGUGUGGGUGAGUAAUUUGACGUGUAAGCCUUUAAAGACAGCUGUCAAAUGAUUUAUUAAUAAACUUUUGUUGUGUACAACUUUCUAAUAAUUUUUAUAUUUAUUUCAUUCAUUGAUCUAUAUAAUGCUUACCACUUAACCUUCUAUUUUGCCUGUAUUAGCCAUUUAAAUGUAUGUUUCAAGUGUUAAAGUAUAUCAAAUAAUUAUCAACAUCACUGGGAUUAAUUUAUUGAUUGUUAUUUAAUAAUCUAAGCUUAAUUAUUUAUAAUAAGAAAGAAAAAAAUUGUAUAAUAAUAUGAGUCACAGGUGAUGAGUAUAAACUACACUCUUAAUUCAUCUCUCCAAUUUUCUACUGAGUCUUGCUGCAAAGCAAUUAUUUUAUCAGCCUUGGAACUGGGUAUUAACACUAAAAAAGUGUGUUCCGAAGGCUCAAACAUAUCAACCGACGAGCUGGCGCUUUUAGGGAAGCUGGAAGAGGCUAAUCGAUUAAUCGAGUCAGAUGUGAAAUCAUGUAACUCAUUACAAAGUAAUCACAGUAGAAAAAGUUCUGAUACAUCUCAGACUCAGGCAUCGGGCGUCAGCGGUGAUAGUGAAACUGCGGCCCGAUGCCACACCCCAACUGAUGGAGAAGUUGAUGUCUGGAAACGAUGGGGUAAUAUCGUAGCAGAUUGGGAGAAUUAUUGGAAGAAACAUAAAGAUGUUAUUAAAGAAUUAGUUAAACAAGGGAUACCACAUCAUUUUAGGGGUAUUGUAUGGCAGUUAUUAUGUGGCGCGCAUGAUUCGCCUGUUAAAAAACAGUUUGCUGAAUAUAUUAAAGCAACGUCAGCUUGUGAAAGAAUCAUCAGAAGAGACAUAGCUCGAACAUAUCCAGAACAUGAGUUUUUUAAAGAAAAAGAUGGAUUUGGUCAAGAAAGUUUAUUUAAUGUUAUGAAAGCUUAUAGUCUUCAUGAUCGUGAAGUGGGAUAUUGCCAGGGAUCUGGCUUUAUUGUUGGAUUGUUGCUCAUGCAGCAAAUGCCAGAAGAGGAAGCUUUUGCUGUCUUAGUAGCUCUCAUGCAAGAAUAUCGUUUAAGAGAUAUGUUCAAACCCAGUAUGGCUGAACUAGGCGUCUGCAUGUACCAAUUAGAACACUUAGUAUCAGACACUUAUCCAGAACUCGCGGCUCAUUUUACAGCUCAAAGUUUUCAUACCUCGAUGUAUGCCUCUUCCUGGUUUCUUACAUUAUUCACAACAGCGUUAAGCUUGCCUUUAGCGUGUAGAAUUUUCGAUGUCUUUCUUAUGGAGGGUAUGGAUAUCAUUUUUAAAGUUGCUUUAGCUAUGUUGGAUUUGGGAAAAGAUGAUUUGCUCAGUUUGGAUAUGGAAGGAAUGUUGAAGUUCUUUCAGAAAGAAUUACCGGGUAGAGCGGAAAAUGAUCCAGACAAGCUGUUGAAUUUAGCCUAUGGAAUGAAGAUAAAUCCAAAGCGUAUGAAAAAAUUAGAAAAAGAUUACACCGUACUUAAAAUGAAAGAACAAGAAGAGAUGGUUGAGUUGCGAAAAUUACGAGCAGAGAAUAAAUUGCUGAGACAAAGAUGUGAAUUAUUAGAGGCUGAAUCUGCAGAAUUAGCUGAUCGAUUAGUAAAGGGUCAAGUUUCUAGAGCAGAAGAAGAAGAAACGUCGUUUGUAGUACAACGAGAGUUAGCAGCUUUACGACAUACUCAUUUGGAGACGAGUCAUCAACUGGAACAAGCACAUGAAGAACUGAGGUCUUUGUCGAUGCUUUUAGAGGAAAAUAUGUCGUCUAAACAGUCAUCUAUAGAUGAAAUAGUAAUGAAACAAGAAGCUCUUUCACAGAAAGAAGAAAUGGUGGAAUGUUUACAGGAAGAAUUAGUACGUGUGCGACUACAUGAGGCUGAAAAAGAUGCGACAAUCAGAGACUUAAGAGCUAGAAUACAAGAAUUAGAACAAGAUAAAAAAACUCUCCGUGAAUCAACGCCUGAUAAUUCUGUGGCGCAUUUACAAGAGGAAUUAAUUGCUGUUAAACUUAGAGAGGCUGAAGCAAAUUUAUCAUUAAAGGAUCUCAGACAAAGAGUUACAGAACUAAGUACAGCAUGGCAACGGCACUUACAAGAACAUCGAUCAGCACAAUCAGCUCCGGCAGCUGACUCUACUCCCAAAAAAUUACUAUUCUGGGAAAAUCGUGGACAUGAGGUUCAAAAACUUGAAGAAGACUUAAUGUCUACAAGGGUUCGAGAGAUGGUGGUACUUAGUGAAGUUAAAGAACUUAGGCUCAAGGUGAUGGAAUUGGAAACUCAAGUUCAAGUGGCUACAAAUCAAUUAAGGAGACAAGACGAAGGCGAAAAGUUACUUCAUGAAGAGUUAGAGACUGCUACAGCUAAAGUUAAAGAAUUAACAAGUAAAUUACGUGAACAAAUGCACAAAUAUUCUGAUCUAGAAUCGAAAAUGAAAGAUGAUGCUAUGAUGGCACGAGUUAGGGACGCUGAACAUGCUCAACACGUUGCUGAAUUAACCCAAAAAAUAUCUUUAUUAGAGCUAAAGAAUGAAGAAAUGUAUGCUGAAGGUGAAUUGAGAAGUAAUUUAGAUGAUAGUGAUCGAGUACGCGAUUUGCAGGACAAAGUUGCGGAAUUGAAGGCAGAGAUCUUGAGAUUGAAAAAUAGUAAAAAGUGGACUGGUUCUACCGAACUUAUUGGACGUAAUUUUAGUUUUGAACCUGAAAGUGAAUUGGACGAACGUGAUCUCAGGAUUUGUUUACAAGAUCAAGUUAAUAACACACCUUUACCAGAUUCUCCUAGAAUCUAGUACAAGGAUUAUUCAGCAUCGAACGAUAAAAGGAAUAUUGAAAUGAAAACUUCAAUAUUAGUUAACUUCUCGCUGUCAUAUUUAUUCAUGAUAAAUACAUUAAGAGACUUUAACUCAUUCAUUCCAAUCGUACUGUGCUAAAUUACGUUUACUUCAUGCCAAUAUUUUCAAUGUAAUAUUUAUAAGAUUAUCGCAAAAUGUUUUUUAUAUGAACAUUUUUUAUUUUUAUUUUUUUAUUCUCGAGCUUAAUUGGCCUCAAAGAUUUAUAUGAAUGUUUACUACGAAAUAUGAAUCGUAGUAAUUAUACAUUUUUUAAAAUUUUAUGGAGUGAUGCUAGCUCUGAAAGUGAGUUGAAGGCAUUAAAUAGCAUUACAUGAAUAAAAAUAUGACAGUCAUAAUUUAAUUAAUGGAAUUUAGUAUGUGUGUAUGGCACAAUACUAAGUAUUGUAUUAUUGCACUUAGUGUUUAGAAAACUAUAUUGAUUUUACAAAAAAAAAAAA